GGGGCCUGGGCGCAACGUGCUCCUCAGUCUCCUUUUUUACGCUCUCCAGCAUCUCUCGUCGUCAUUUCUUCGAAUUUCCCCCUUUCCAUGUCGACGGAGAAGGAAAGAGAGAGUCAUGUCUACAUGGCAAAGCUCGCCGAGCAAGCCGAGCGAUACGAUGAAAUGGUGGAAAGCAUGAAGAAAGUUGCAAAACUUGAUUUAGAGCUGACUGUGGAGGAGAGGAAUCUCCUCUCAGUGGGUUAUAAAAAUGUUAUAGGUUCUCGUCGAGCAUCUUGGCGUAUCAUGUCCUCUAUUGAGCAGAAAGAAGAGUCUAAGGGGAAUGAGCAAAAUGUUAAAUUAAUCAAGGGUUACCGCCAUAAGGUAGAAGAAGAGGUUUCUAAGAUCUGCCAUGAUAUCUUGACUAUCAUAGACGAGCAUCUGAUCCCUUCUUCCAGCUCAGGAGAAUCGACUGUUUUCUACCACAAGAUGAAAGGUGACUACUACCGUUAUCUUGCGGAGUUUAAGACUCACCAGGAAAAGAAAGAAGCUGCUGAUCAGUCAUUAAAGGGCUAUGAGGCUGCUUCCAACACCGCUAACACAGAUCUUCCUCCAACCCAUCCGAUCCGCCUUGGUCUGGCGCUCAAUUUUUCAGUUUUCUAUUAUGAAAUAAUGAACUCCCCUGAGAGGGCCUGUCAUUUGGCGAAACAAGCAUUUGAUGAGGCGAUUGCAGAGCUUGAUACGCUGAAUGAAGAGUCCUACAAAGAUAGCACUUUGAUCAUGCAGUUGCUGAGGGAUAACCUCACUCUUUGGACUUCCGAUUUACCAGAAGAUGGAGUUGAAGAUGGGUUCAAGGGUGAGGACACUAAAGCUGCUGAACCAGAGCACUGAUGGCAGCAUGUGAGAUCCCUUCAUGUGGUAGAUGCUUGAAAUCUGCCAUGGUUUUCUUCUUGGGUUGGAUGGAAUGAAUCAAGACUCUCUACGAGCCCCAUAAUUUUGGAUCCAUUAUGCCAAUAGCUAGUUUUUGGCCUGUCUCAUUCUUGGUUCCUUCAUCCUUCCCCCGCAUUUCUUCUGCUAAGAUGACGAUGAAGAUGAUUGCAUCCUUGCAUGGCUUUGGAAUAGUCUUAGGGUGGAGGGUAAAAUUUAAAAAAAACUUUUUUUGUCAUUCGCCAAAAAAUUCUCUUCUCCAUGUCAUGGAUCUCUUUUUAUUAAAUCUGACCUUUUACCUGAGCUAUAACCUUCCA
Molecule: messenger RNA, 1220 nt
Organism: Magnolia sinica
Lineage: Eukaryota; Viridiplantae; Streptophyta; Magnoliopsida; Magnoliales; Magnoliaceae
Product: 14-3-3-like protein GF14 iota
Exons: 7
Coding region: 88-867 (259 amino acids)
Biological process (GO): signal transduction
Cellular component (GO): cytoplasm
Source: RefSeq, a predicted model, not a curated record